AUGGUCAGCUCGACCACUGCCAACUGGCAACCCCUCCACGACACCUUCUACCGCCUCACCCAGGCCUACUCGCUCGACGACUCGCCCCUCGCCAACCUCGACCUCGCAGACCACCGCGUCGCCCACUCGCACAACGCCGGGCCCAUCGCCGUCAUCCGCGACACCUCGAAACCUGUCCCCGUCGACCGGUACGACUCGCGCUCAAACCUGAACCGCGUGUCCGUCUUCACCCACUCGGGCCGCCUCGUCCAGCACAUCACCUGGGACUCGCCCCCCUCGCCCAUCGUCCACCUCUCGCUCCCGACCCCGACCUCGCUCCUCCUCGUCACCGCCUCGGGCCAGUACCGCCUCUACGCCCUCUCGGCCCACCCGACCCUCGCCCCCUCCUUCUCUCAGCACGCCCUCCCGCGCGCAGACGACCUCGGCGGCGUACUCGACGCGAGGGGCUACCCGGGCGGCGUCGUCGUCCGCUUCCGCGACGGCUCGUUCUGCGACGUCCGUGGCCUCGGCGCCCGCUCGGCCGUCUUUCUCUCGUCGACGGGCCUCGAGGGCGCGCAGCACGUCGACUGUUGGGCCGUCGUGCCCGCCGAGUCGAGCGCCAGCCGGCACGUCGAGGUGCUCGUCGGUGCGGGCGAGACCGUGUACCGCCUCGACGAGAUCGAGUGCGUCGACCAGCACGUCACGCGUGGGCCCUUCCUGUCGAUCACGCCCUCGCCCUCGGGCCGGUUCCUCGCCCUCGUCCAGCGCGCCUCGUCCUCUUCGUCCGGCGCGUCGCCCACCCUGUGGGUCACGUCGAGCGACUUUGCGCGGUCCCUGAGCGAGUCGGUGCUCGACUCGGGCGUGAGCGAGGGCGAGAAGGGCCCGCCGGCCCAGUGCGAGUGGUGCGGCGACAACGCGGUCGUGCUCGCGUGGGAGAGGACAGUGGUCCUCAUGGGCCCGUUCGGCGAGUCGCUCAAGUGGUUCUACCCCGACACGGUCACGCUCCUGUCCGAGCCCGACAGCACACGCCUCCUGUCGUCGUCGUCGUCGUCAAUCCUGUCGCUCGUCCCCUCGUCGUCCCAGUCAAUCUUCCUCCCCGGCUCGACCUCGCCCGCCGCGCUCCUGUACGAGGCCGCGCGCGAGUUCUACGAGCGCCGCAGCCCGAGGGCCGACGAGUACGUGAGGGGGAUUGGGCGCGGGAGGGAGCUCAGGGAGGCGGUCGAGGGGUGCUUGGACGCGGCCGGGAGCGAGUGGGAUGAGGGCGAGCAGAAGAGGCUGCUCAAGGCCGCAGCGUUCGGCAAGUCGUUCCUCGACGUGUACGACCCGUCGCACUUCGUGCACACGACCCAGGUCCUGCGCGUCCUCAACGCCGUUCGGUCGCACAAGGUCGGCCUGCCGCUCACCUGGGAGCAGUUCCACUCGCGCCCGCCCUCGAUUCUCAUUAGCCAGCUCGUCGCCCUCAACGCGCACCUCCUCGCGCUCCGCAUCUCGUCUUUCCUCGGCCUGUCGCCCAACCCGGUCGUCAAGCAUUGGGCCGCACAGCUCAUCGCGGCGUCGGCGCCGGGCACGGCGGCCGCCAACGCCAAGGGCGCCCAGGGCUUGACGAGCGACGAGGACGUGUGCGCCGCCAUCGUCGACAAGCUCGAGUCGCUGUCGACCUCGGCUCCUGCCUCGCCACCCGCCGACCUCGCCCUCGUCGCGUUCCGCCUCGGCCGCACGCCGCUCGCCAAACUGCUUCUCGACCGCGAGCCGCGCGCGGCGCGCCAGGUCGGGCUCCUGUUGCGCAUGGGCGAGGGAGAGGAGGCGGGCAGGAAGGCGGUCCUGAGCGGGGACGCAGAGCUGGUGUUCGAGGUGCUGCUCACUCUGCGGCGGUCCCUCGCCCCGGGCGACCUCUUCACCCUCCUCUCUCGGCUUCCACCUUCACCUCUCCCGACCGCCCUUGCCCCUCCCUCAUCUACCUCGUCCCGUUCUCGCACGCCCGCCGCCGACCCGAACGCCGGCCCGCGCAAGGACGGCGACGCGCUCCGGCUCCUCCCGGUGCUCGCGCGCGCGACGGGCGACCCGCAGUGGGCUGCGCUCGUGCGCGACUGGUGGUACCUCGACGACCGCCGGGUCGAGAUGGGCGUCGAGAGGCUGCUCGAGGCGGGGAGGGAGAAGGUGCGCCGCUCGAAGGUGGCGCUCGUGAGGGCGGCGCAGAAGAGCUUUGCCGAGGACAAGGAGCGAGCGUUCGAGGCCAAGAUGGUCGACGACCACGUGCGUCUCCUCGUCGCGCAAGAGUCGCUCGAGCAAGACGCGCCCGUCGCCUCGAGCUCGUCGCCCGCCACCGUCAAGACGUUCGUCGGCCUGAGCCUUAGCGAGACGCUCCGGCAGUGCCUCCUCGCCGGCAUGGACAAGCGCGCCGACAAGCUGCGGGCCGAGUUCAAGGUGCCCGACAAGAGAUACUGGUACCUCAAGCUGCGCGCCCUCAUCUCGCUGCGGUCGUGGGACGCGCUCGACGCGUUCGCGCGCUCGAAAAAGUCGCCGAUCGGGUACGAGCCGUUCGUGCUCGAGCUCAUCCGCGCCGGCGCGCACCGCCAGGCCGUGCGGUACGUCGACCGGUGCGAGGCGCGCGAGCGCGUCGAGCUGUACGUGCGGGCGGGCGAGUGGGAGAGCGCGGGGCGGGAGUGCGUCAGGAGGAGCGAGAGGGGCAGGCUCGUGGACUUGCGGUCGAGGGCGCCGAACAAGGUGAUUGCGGCGCAGCUCGAGGCGUUGCUGCAGGAGAUGGACAACUCGGGCGCGUAGCUGGGCUCGUGCAACCUUUCGAGACUGC
Molecule: messenger RNA, 2788 nt
Organism: Rhodotorula graminis WP1
Lineage: Eukaryota; Fungi; Basidiomycota; Microbotryomycetes; Sporidiobolales; Sporidiobolaceae
Exons: 13
Coding region: 1-2760 (919 amino acids)
Biological process (GO): intracellular protein transport; vacuole fusion, non-autophagic; endosomal transport
Cellular component (GO): HOPS complex; cytoplasm; lysosomal membrane
Molecular function (GO): actin binding
Source: RefSeq, a predicted model, not a curated record